AUGGAUAUGGCAGAUGUUUUGCCAUUCUUGGCUAUGGCUAUAGUCCAGUUUGGCUAUGCAGGCAUGAAUAUUACAUCAAAGCUUGCAAUGGAUUCAGGCAUGAAACCACUUGUUCUUGUUGGUUAUAGGCAAAUCUUUGCCACCAUUGCAAUGGUCCCCUUUGCUUAUUUCUUUGAGUGGAGAACUAGACCCAAGAUCACCAUGUCUUUGCUGCUUCAGAUUUUCAUAUGUUCUCUUACAGGUGUAACUGGAAACCAGGUUUUUUACUUUAUUGGGCUAGAAAAUUCCACCCCCACAAUUGGAUGUGCAUUGACCAACAUACUCCCUGCAGUGACUUUCAUUCUUGCAGUUCUUUUCAGACAGGAAUCAGUGGGAAUAAAGAAGGCAUCAGGGCAAGCAAAGCUUUUAGGGACAAUAGUAUGUGUAGGAGGAGCCAUGUUGUUGUCAUUCUACCAUGGUCACAUGAUCAAUAUAGGUGAGUCAAGUAUUCAUUGGAACUAUGCAGAUAGUACCGGAAAUAGCACCACCAACAAGAAAUCGAACUUCGUCCUGGGAUCCUUAUGUAUAAUUGCUAGUGCUAUUUCUUGGGCAAUAUGGUUCACCGUCCAAGCGAAAGUGAGCUUGAAGUUUCCAGCUCCUUACACAUGCACCUUAUUGAUGUGUUUCAUGGGCAGCAUUGAAUGUGUAGUAAUCGGCAUCGGUGCCAAUCACAAAGUAUCCGAGUGGUCAUUGCGAUCUCCUGGCAGGCUUAUUGCAGCUCUGUAUGCGGGAAUCGUGUGUUCCGCACUAGCGUUUUCCCUCACUUCAUGGAGUAUUCAAAGAAAAGGAGCACUCUACGUCUCAGUCUUCAGUCCCUUGUUGCUUGUUAUAGUAGCUGUUUUGAGUUGGGCAUUGCUUCAUGAGAAGAUAUAUGUCGGAACUGCUGUAGGGUCGAUCUUGAUCGUCGCUGGGCUCUACGCGGUUCUCUGGGGGAAGGAUAAGGAAUUGAAGGAGGAGAUCGAAGAGACGAAGGUGAUGAAGCUAGGCAAUAAAGAGUGGAAUAACCAUGACCUUGAAUUACAAUUACAUGCAAUUUCAAAUGGCAAUAGAAAUGCUGCAAGUUGAAGGAUGGGAUUCAUGGGAACAUAAGGGUAAAAAAUCUGUUCGGUUUUAUGUAUUGAAUGAGCUAUCAAUUACCA
This is a messenger RNA of Populus euphratica (Euphrates poplar), 1178 nucleotides long. RefSeq names its product nodulin MtN21 /EamA-like transporter family protein (gene UMAMIT25). The record is from RefSeq and is a predicted model, not a curated record. Lineage: Eukaryota; Viridiplantae; Streptophyta; Magnoliopsida; Malpighiales; Salicaceae. Gene Ontology annotation, molecular function: transmembrane transporter activity. Gene Ontology annotation, cellular component: membrane. Bases 1 to 1104 code for a protein of 367 amino acids. The transcript has 7 exons.